CUUUCCGAGUGCUUCUUUUCCACUUCUCCGCGGUAUCCCGAGUCUCGUCAACGUUUCCUACCAUUUUCGCAGUCCUCCCCCCUAUCCAAAUUCUUCGAAAAAUAUCUAAUCAUCUCAUCAUCUCAUCAUUUCAUCAUCACCCCUAUACCUCAGCCUGGCCUGACUCUUAGCCUCUGUGAGGUUCAAAGUUCAAUUUUUCCUGCUGCCUUCGACCUCUCAUCUUCAUUAUUCCCUAACGGCAGAUCAGCAGCCAAUUCAGCGAGUCGAUCUUCGCGUGCUGAACGAAUGUUACUCAGCUUGCAUAUCCUCCACUGCCGCCCGUUCUGUCUCCCAUCAGCACUAAGCCCGCGGCAAUUGUCCAAUGUCGAGAGGAGACAUGCCCGAAGGGGCGACUAUUCCCACCACGGACGGUUCAUCUACGUCCAUGGACAUCGAUGCAUUACCGCCGAAAUGGAACUGGGAAAAAGGCCCCGCUUACUCACCUUGUCCUAGCUUUAUGGACCAUCGCUAUCCGCCCCCGGAGUACCCUCCGAGCAUGAGCUACAUGAGCUCGCCAUUGAGCCAAAUGGCGCAUGCACAACCGCCACCACCACGACAUGCGAUGUUCAACGGCCUUCGCCUCGGCGGCCAUCACAUUCCAAUCCUGGUUCCAGAGAUGCCGAUGUUCGAGCAUUCCGAUAUGCUCGAUGAUGCGGCGGAGGCCAAACGGAGGAGGAUAGCGAGAGCUUGCGACACGUGUCGGAGAAAAAAGAUCAAGUGCGAUGGACGGCAGCCCGCCUGUGGCCAUUGUCUCACCUACAGGACCGACUGUGUCUUCACUCCAGUCGAGAAGAAGCGCACGAUUCAGAAGGGUGCUCGAUACGUCAAGGCCCUUGAGAACAGGUUGCAACGAAUGGAAAACAUUGCGAAAUAUGCCCGUAAAUUAGCAGACCUGGAGGGCGAGGAUGAAGACGGCGAGAUUGACCUCGGAGCCCUGGAGAGCGCACUAGCAGAAAAGUACGACGGACUGCACCAAGGCUCUCGAGCCGGCUCACCGCAUGGGUCGUCAUCUGCACAUCCCCAAGCCACAUCGACCCGGCGAAGCUCCUUGGCUUCCCCUGGGCCUGAGUCGGAUCAGGCCUCGGAGAAGGAAGAAGAAGUGAGCGGGUCCGAGGUGGAGGAACUGCGAGAAAUGAUGGGCUCUCUCGUAACGAACGAGUCCGGCGAGACGCAGUACUUCGGCUCCUCGUCUGGCUUCUCCAUUUUGUCGCCCAAGGGGAUCCAGUGGGUGAAGGAGAAGACGGGAGAUGACCCUUUCGAGAUGAUGAUAUCGGACGGCUCUAUCGGCGACAACAGGUGGACUGACUGGAAGCCCGAGGUGUUUGGUGAUCUUUUUAGGCGUCCCGUGUUCCGGCCACUGCCCCCGAAAGCCGAGGCAGUCUCGCUUCUGAAGGACUACUUCGGGAACUUCAACUGCAUGUUCCCCCUCUUUCACCAGCCGACGUUCAUGCACCUGGUCGAGCGGCAGUACUCGGGGGAGCCAUACGAGACCACCGGUUGGUGGGCCAGCUUGAACUGCUGUCUCGCCUUUGGCCACCGCCUCCGCGUCAUGAGCGACCUUGUGCCCCAGGAGGAGGACGAAAAAGCCUGGGGCUAUCUGAAGAACGCCAUGGCUUGCUUCCCGGAGUUGGCCAUGCGGAGUACCGACCUCUUUAGCGUGCAGGCAUUGUUAGCCAUGGCGCUCUUCUUGCAGGGCACCCCGAACUCGAACCCGAGCUUCGUCCUCGUCUCCACCGCCAUUCGCCUGGCCCAUAGCAUCGGUCUGCACACGCGGGGAGCCGGUUUCAACCUCGAUGCCAUCGAGAUUGAACAGAGAAAGAGGGUAUUUUGGAUCGCCUACAUGCUGGACAAGGAUGCAUGCCUUCGCUCGGGGCGGCCGCCUGCGCAGGAUGACGACGAUAUGAACGUGGAGCUACCGGAUGCCGACCCCGAGGAUAACAUCGGCAAUAUUCCCCUGCCCAACGGCAAGGGGAAAAUGAAUCUCUUCCGGGCCAUGUGCGAGAUCGCCCAGAUCGAGAGCAAGGUGUACCGUCGACUGUAUUCGACAAAGGCGGCGAAACAAUCGUGUGGCGAGUUACUCUACACCAUUUGCAAUCUGGAUGAGGAGCUGGAGGCUUGGAGAAAUCGGAUUCCCAUCGACUUCCGACCGGACCACGAAAUUAGGGCUUCGCAUACGCCGCUCAUCUUGCAUGUGGUCAUGCUGCACAUGACCUACCACAACUGCCUGACGACGAUACAUCGAAUGUCGGUGCGGGGUGGAUACUGGACCAGCCGAUUAGCCGACUUUGCCAAGAAGGGCCGGAACACCAAACCUCUGAACCCCCGGGUGUUCUCCUCCGCCUACAUAACCACGGCCGCCGCAAGGACGACGGUGUCGCUGCUCGAAUAUAUUCCGAAAGGGGACCUGUCGAUUGUCUGGCUUGUGCUCUAUUUCCCCGUGGCUGCACUGAUGACGCUAUUCAGUAAUAUCCUGCAGAACCCUAUGGACCGCAGGGCAACUUCGGACUCCAAGUUGAUGGAGGUGGUCGUGACGUUCUUAUCCAGACUAGGCCAGGAGGCCGAGACGGGCGGCGUUCACCGCAUGCUCGGAAUCUGCACGGAGUUUUUGAGAGUCGCUAAAGCGGCGAUUGCGAAGGCUGACAAGGACCUAUCUUUUACACGGAGGAAAAGGAGGAGCUGCAGCCCCACGGCCCCCACCGCCGCGGCGGCUGCUGCUGCCGGUACGGAGCAUCAGCCCGCCGCGUCACCACAAAGGCGGAGACCAACAUCGGCGACGAUGACGGCUGUGGGCAAUGGCGUCAACAGCGUCAACAGAGAAUACCUUUCUCCCCAAUUCAACGCCGAGGCCAACCGGCAACGGAAUCAAUUCAACAGCCCUGUGGUAACCAACGGGGUGCCAGAACCCCGCCCAGCAACAGCAACAGGAACGGCAACAGCAACCGAGCCUAGCAUUUGGCAGCUGAGGCAGGUACCGCAAGAACUGAUAGAACCACUAGAUCUUCGCGAUUGGGCGGACGCCUCUACCGGUAGGGGGUAUACAGCACAACGCAUGCAGCCAGCACCGGCACCGGACGUGGAGAUGGGCAUGGGCAUCGGACCGGGACCGGCUACGGGAACGGGAAUGGGAAUGGGAAUGGGAAUGGGAAUGGGGACGGGAAUGGGGGGAAUGGGAAUGGGAAUGGGGACGGGAAUGGGGACGGGAAUGGGGGGAAUGGGGAUCGACACGGGGAUGGGCUCCCCCGUCCCUGCGCCCAUGAACGGGCAAUGGAUGCCGAACUCUGUUCAGCCUCAGGACUCGUAUUCACAUCCAACGACAAACGAUUGGAACUGGGCAGAGACAAACGGCGAAGGGUAUCCGUCAGUGUAAAAAUGGAAACGUGGGAAACGUAUUAUGAAAAUGGUGGCGGACGAUACGAUGAGUGUCAAAUACAGCGUAACCGUAAAGGGUAAAUACGAUAAGAACGGUCAGAUUGAGAG
Messenger RNA from Sodiomyces alkalinus F11, 3516 nucleotides. RefSeq lists its product as hypothetical. Gene Ontology annotation, biological process: regulation of DNA-templated transcription; DNA-templated transcription. The record is from RefSeq and is a predicted model, not a curated record. Lineage: Eukaryota; Fungi; Ascomycota; Sordariomycetes; Glomerellales; Plectosphaerellaceae. The transcript is spliced from 5 exons. Gene Ontology annotation, molecular function: DNA-binding transcription factor activity, RNA polymerase II-specific; DNA binding; zinc ion binding. Bases 377 to 3406 code for a protein of 1009 amino acids.